Molecule: messenger RNA, 4857 nt
Organism: Pediculus humanus corporis (human body louse)
Lineage: Eukaryota; Metazoa; Arthropoda; Insecta; Psocodea; Pediculidae
Product: Microtubule-associated serine/threonine-protein kinase, putative
Exons: 2
Coding region: 1-4857 (1618 amino acids)
Biological process (GO): peptidyl-serine phosphorylation; intracellular signal transduction
Molecular function (GO): protein binding; magnesium ion binding; ATP binding
Source: RefSeq, a predicted model, not a curated record
AUGGAUACGGGUCGUAGUCGACCUAGUCGUGCGAGAUGUCGGUCUGUCUCUCAGACAGCCCGAGUUCUUGUUUUCGACGAGCCAAGUGGAGCGGAUGAGAGCAUGUCAAGCAGGAGAUUUUCCGAUUCGGAAGAACCAAAGCCAGUUCAGCAUAUGGAAGUACCAAAUUUUGUUAAAAUGCGGUCAACACUGGGUCAAUCAGCUCCGUCCCUUUCGGCAAACGUCAAAGAAGGUGCUAUAUCGCGAAAAACUAGUCUCAUAGCUCAUAGGAAAAGUUUGGUUUCGGCAACGUCGCCCACGUUACCUCGGUGUCAUUCCCCCAUUCCGGCUAGUCCGCUAGAAAGCCCUCGCAUGUCGCCGAGCAUGGGUCAUUUUUCGUUUGUUUCGUUGAAAAGAGGAGAUGGGAGGAGGUGGUCGGUGGCUUCGUUGCCUUCUUCCGGCUACGGAACGACUCCCGGUAGCUCCGACGUUUCAUCGCAAUGUUCAAGUCAGGAAAGACUCCAUCAGCUUCCGAGCGUGCCAACGGUGGAUGAAUUACAAAUGCUGUCGCAGCAUUUUUCGUCAAACGAUCACGGGGAAGAGGAGGGUCGACGCUCUCCCAGGUUCAGGCCCAGAUCGAGGAGUUUAAGUAGUCCUAGUCGUUUGCCGGUUUUCGAUAACGACAUCGUUCUCAUGAACACUCUGUACAAGGAGAGAUUUCCGAAAGCCACGCAACAAAUGGAAGAGAAAUUGAAAAGUUUCAUUAUUGAAAACACUUCCGAAGCACACUGUGAUAUUUUUGAUAACGUUUCGCAAGAUUCGGUACCCAUUAUAAGAUUCGUUCAUCACCAAAUAAUUGAAAUGGCGAGAGAUUGUUUGCAAAAGUCACAAGAAAAAUUAAUAACUAGUCUGUACUUUUACGAAAUGACUGAAAAUUUAGAAAUUCUUUUAACCGAAACUAAAGAGAAAUCCCCUCAAGCCGCGUCGAAAAUCACUGGGCCGGCUCGAUUGUUGGAAUGUUUGGAAUUCAAUCCCGAAGAGUUUUAUCGCAUAUUGGAAAAGGUCGAAGGUCAUGCUAAGUCAAAUCAGGGAAUCAAAGACGAUUUGCCCCAGUACAUUGUCGGCAAGUUGGGUUUAAAUAGAGAUCCGAUCGCGGAAUUUCAAGAAGAUUUGGAUUUGUUGGAAAAUUUCUCGAAGGAAAACAAUCAAUCAGUGCAAUACAACAACGCUCCGGUUACGCAAUCGGAAGAAAUGAAAAAAAUAACCGUGAAACCUCCCGCGGAAGAUGAUUUCGAGAUAAUCAAACUUAUUUCGAACGGAGCUUACGGAGCCGUUUAUUUGGUGCGAUUAAAAGAAACGCGUCAAAGAUUUGCAAUGAAAAAAAUAAAUAAAAAUAAUUUGAUGUUGAGAAAUCAAGUUGAGCAAGUUUUCGCCGAGAGGGAUAUCAUGAGUUUCACCGAUAAUCCUUUCGUCGUGAGCAUGAUAUGUAGCAUUGAAACAAAAAGACAUUUAUGCCUCGUCAUGGAAUACGUUGAAGGCGGCGAUUGCGCAAACCUGUUAAAAAGUAUCGGUCCUCUACCUUCGGACAUGGCGAGAUUUUAUUUUGCUGAAACGGUUCUUGCGGUUGAAUAUUUACACAGUUACGGAAUCGUUCACAGAGAUUUAAAACCGGAUAAUUUACUGAUAACAGCUUUGGGCCACAUAAAAUUAACCGAUUUUGGCUUAAGUAAAAUGGGUUUAAUGUCGUUGGCCACAAAUAUUUACGAAGGAUACAUUGAUAAAGAAACAAAACAAUUUUCCGAUAAACAAGUCAUUGGCACUCCGGAAUACAUUGCUCCGGAAGUGAUUUUGCGUCAGGGCUACGGAAAACCCGUCGACUGGUGGUCGAUGGGUAUAAUUUUAUACGAGUUUUUGGUCGGGUGCGUUCCAUUUUUCGGGGAAACCCCCGAAGAAUUGUUCGCGCACACAAUUUACGACGAUAUCGAAUGGCCGGACGAAAGUGAUUGGCCUGUUCAAUCGGAAGCGAAAAGCUUAAUAACAUUACUCUUGCAACAAAAUCCGAGAGACAGGUUGGGUACGGGUGGAGCGCAAGAGGUGAAAGAACAUCAGUAUUUUUCCACGAUUGAUUGGAAUUCGUUAUUGCGUCAAAAAGCCGAAUUCGUACCGCAAUUGGAUCACGAGGAAGAUACGAGUUAUUUCGAUUCUAGAACCGAUCGAUACAAUCACGAUAUGGGAGAAGAUACGGACGACACGGACGAAUCUCCAUUGUUCGGAUCGUUCGCAUCCUACUCUCCGCAAUAUAGAAAAGCCCAAGGUCGACUAAAUCUCAAUGACGAAAUCGAAGGUUGCCUUUCUAAAAAGGGAAAAGGAAAAGUUUUGGUUGGAACCGACGACUUGGAUAAUCAAAUGUCAAAUCUUGUUGUAACACCAGAAGUGGAAACAAUUAAAGAAAUGUAUGACGCAAAAACCAUAAGUGAAAGUAAACCGACCGCUUUGCCGAGCACGCCUGAAUCGUCGCAAACUGAAAGUGAUGACGUAUCACCUCAAGUUCAAAGAAAGAGAAGAUUGCACAGUCGUGAAAGUUUGCCCAGGUUUUCCAUUUCGGUCGAAGAAGAAAGAGCCAAGCAUGAAUUUUCUAAAUCUUCUGGAAUUCCUAACCGUGAACUUUUGCCCGUGGAAGAAAAAUUUGGGUCGUUAAAUGUCACUCCGAGAGUUCCAGGGUUAAAUUUAUCAUUAUUAUCGAAAAAUCGUCCCCGAGGAGUGAUAAAGAGCGCAUCUGCUUCUGGAUUGUCACUUAUGAUACCAACGGAUUACGUCGUCGAUGAUUUACCCCCACAGUCAAUGCAAUCUCCUGGGGGUUCGAGCAGCUGCAGUUCUCGUGACACGUCUCCUUGCCGCGAGUUUUUACCAUUAAUAUCAUCGUUAAAGAAACCAAUCAUCAUUCGACGCGGUCCCAAAGGUUUCGGAUUCACAGUUCACACGAUUCGAGUGUACUACGGUGAUACCGAUUUUUACACGAUGCAUCAUUUAAUUAUGGCCGUGGACGAAGAAUCUCCCGCUUAUUCUGCCGGUUUACGACCCGGAGAUUUAAUAACUCAUAUAAAUGGAGAAUCCGUGCAAGGGUUAUAUCACACACAAGUAUUACAGUUACUUCUUUCCGGUGGAGAGCACGUCACGAUUAGAUCUACUCCAUUGGAAAACACUUCUAUAAAAACAGGUGGCAGAAAAAGAGAACCAAUGCAGAGUAAAUUGGCCAAGCGUAGUCUACUUAAACAGAGAAGGCAAAAAAGAGAACAAAACGAUAAAAAAAAGAAAAAUUCGCUGUUCAGAAAAAUAAGCAGCAAGCAUGCUAACGUUGAAAAACAGCAGAAAACCUCAUUAAGUUCUCCCACCAUGGUGACUCCGAGUCGGAGCUUUCAAUCUUUUCCCAGAGCGCUUUCUCAAGAAUUACCAACAGUAUCAGCUAAAACUGCAUCCUCUCAGUCAACCCCUCGUCUUUCAUUUUCCCCGAUUGACAGUAGUUUGUCGACGACGAGCUCGUCCGGAAGUUCGUCUAUAAGUAGUCCGGGAAGCACGGUGGGAAAUUCUGCCGCAGCAGCUCAAUAUCAAAGACCGUCUACACUCCACGGCCUGAAACAUAAAUUACACACAACACCGAAAACGAUCCAUUCCUCAAAUCGUCGAAAAUCAGUCGGCCACAUACCUCUCAGUCCAUUAGCGAGAACUCCUUCUCCGUCUCCGAUACCGGCCUCUCCGACCAGAUCACCCAGUCCGUUAGCAUUCCCAGUUGGACAUCAACCCGGAAGUUCUAACACGACUCAGUCUUACUCCCCUGGCUCAUCUCUCACGCCAGUGUCUAGCAACAAAAAAAGUUUCAACAGACCUAAAAGUGCCGAGCCUGGUUCUCCAUUAUUGCGAAGAGCUCUGUCACCCGAUCGCCUUCAUCCGAGGAGUGCAGAAGGAAAAACCAAAUCCGUACCAUCCACUAUAUCCCCUUUGUGCAAUAUGGAUUUAAAAGUCAACAUGACCAUAGCUCCGAGAGUGACGAUAACAUCUCAACAUUCUACGAUCGUUGUCAAAGAACCGAGUAUCACGUACCCUCGUUCCGUGUCGGGAAAACACGAAACCAUACCUGAAUCCAACACUCAUAAAAUUGAAACGAACGAUUUGAUCCGGAGCAUGUCGGGAGAAAUGGGAAUUUCCGGUCACGACAAGACAAAUUCUCCAAAUUAUAAAAUUUUACCGCUCGACGAGAAAAUCCGCGGGGAAAACUGUCGACUGAGUUUGUCUUCUCUCGGAUCGACCUCGUCUCAAAAUUCUGAACGAGAGAGAACGAGUCAACCGUUGCCGAGAAUAGCAGAAGAAAAGGAUUCUCCGACCGGAGCCAAGGAAGGUUUCAUAUCGGAUUUGCUCAAGAGGAGAAAAUCGGAAGCGGAGGAAAAGAAAUCGAAGCAAGACGUCGUCGUCGAAUCCGUGCAAUAUUUCGAAGCCACGUGUCAAGUCAAACAUUACGAGAUGAAAAGAUGCGGGGUCAUUUUUCCGGCGACGAAUCAAGUGGCGACGAUAUCGUCGCAAUACGCAGAAAAAUUCGAACAGGGGGCGGAAAAGUGUAAGAAAUCAACGGACGGUGACGACAAAGGGAAACAUAAGAUUUCAACGGAUGCAUCGGCGGAAACCGUCAAAUCGUGUCCGAGACCGGAAGAUGAACCUUCGUCCGGAGAAAAAGACUCCAAGACGUUCUGUCAGACAAAAUGCGAGAGCGCCGCCGCCGCCCACGCCGCCACCGCCGGCAAAAAGAAAUGCAGCGGUAAAAAUGAAAAUUUCGGUAAGAACAAAAGCGGUAAAGAAAAAAAAAAUAAUAACAAUCAAAAAGAAUGA